CCCAGACACCCACACAUCUCCCUCGCUGGUCAUUCAUUCACCUACACCUACUGCCCUGCCACCCAUCCCAUCCGUCCAUCUCGUGAUUGAUCUAGCUAGAGCGCCCCAGCAGCUCGCUUGAUGCACAUGGACACGCUGAGGCUCUCGCCACCGCCACCGGGCCGGCCAGCGCCCCACUGAAUGUCGCUAACGCCCUCACUCUCCUCAACAGAGGAAGCAGCAGCGGCAGCUGUUGCUGUUGCCGCCGCCGGAGGUGACGGCUUCGUCACCUGAAAUGAUCAACGGAUACGGUGUUUCUGCUCUGCUCUGUCCGUCUGUCCAUUAUUCCAUGUGUCAUUCACUUUGUGUGGGUGCUGUGGUGUGCUCACCAGUUGCACGACUCCCCUCGGGGCCACAGCCAUCGGAUUGUAAGGCACUUGAGCAGCUGUCACAUCCAACGACACUGCGGACGGACACAAAGAAGAACAAUGGCAAAACGCCACGAGGGCCCUGUGUGUGCCCCUCUCUCUCUCUCUCACCCACUCAACUCCACUCACCUCCUGUGUUGAGCGUGCCCUUGACCCGCACUUGUGUGGGCAUCUUGAGGGGCCGCCCACUGCCACGCACACCAUCACCACACACACACGAUGCUGCUGAGGAGGACGAUGCGGAGGGCAUAGCAGGGGCCGCCAGGAUGUCCGGCGGCGUGGCGAUCCAUGUGGCCGUCGCCAGCCGACUCAGACCUACUGCAAAAUGCGGCAGGCUGCCCUCUGUCGAUGUGCUGCAGGCAGGCAGGCAGGCAGUAAGCGCAUGUGAGGGUCUGUCUGUGUCUCUGCGUAUACAGCACAGCGGCAGAGCGAUUGACACACCCACCGGUAGUAUAGUGUGGCUUUCUUGACGAGGUGUCUGAGUGCCUCCCACGGCAGCUUGGCCAUCACACCCAACACACACAACUCUGACAGACAGACAGACAGACAGACACAUAUGAGACAUGACAUGAACGAACGACACACACCUACAAUAAGUAUUCACGCAGCUAGCUGCAUACAUACCUGCAAUGUGCAGGAACUUCCUGAGGCGGUGCACCUGCUGGUCCAAACCCUGGGAUGCAUCCACAUACCAAUUCUACAGACACACACACACACACACAACAUUGUCCACACGCGCAUUCAUUCAUUGUCUCUCUCUCAUAGUCUCCUUGUUCGUUACGAUGUCGCUUUGUGCGGAUGGGUCUGUUUUGAGUACGAUCUGUGUGAGCGCCCGGCGCACGCUGUCCAGCCCCAUCUCUGCCAUCACCAGCGCCACGUGGCGCUGACACACACACACACACACGGGAACACACACGGGAACACGCGAGACACAUCGAGUGCCAUCCAUUCACUGGUCUGUUCUUGGUCGGCUAAUGCCUACAUACCGGGUCCUCUAGAGCGGCCCUUUGGUCCUGCCACUGCUUCUGCAAGGUGCUGAUCUCCUGACCAGCCUGACUAAUGUAAUGGACCAACCAAGCAGCCAGCCAGCCAGCCAAUCGACCGACAAAUGGGGCCACAGCAGGAGAAAGAAGAAACAGUGUAUGUGGAUGCAUCAGGCCUUACUGACCGCUACGGUCCCAUAGUGCGCUAGCUGAUAGAUGCGGACGGCCUGCAUCCAAUCCAGUCCAUCCGACAGACAGACAGACACAUGCACUGCACUCAUCCCGUUCGUUCCCUGUGGCCCUUUCUCGUCUGUCUGUCUGUCAGCUGACCGUUUCGAUCAUCCGUGCCAUCUUGGUGGGGUUGUCCCGCCUCACGUGCGGCAGCAAUGGACGCUCACACACACCGCCACCUGCACCACCACUGCCCCCUGACUUGCUCAGACGACGGACACGGCCGCCCCCUUGCCAUUGGGAUGCCCCCGGUGGUGUGGGUGUGGGUGUGGGUGUGGGUGUUGGGAGUCUUGCGCGCUGGUCGAUUUCGUUGAGGAUGGCGCGCAGGGCCUCCUGCACGUCGGCCAGGUUGUACCCACCUGCAUCCAUCGACAGAUGCAUAAUCAACACACAAGCCAAUAAGGGAAUGCGUGCAUUCUCAGCAAGAGAGAGAGAGACAGACAAACUCUCCCUCUACUUACGCUUGAGGAAGAGCCACAGCCGCUCGAUGAAGUCCCGCCCCUCACUCUGACACAUGCACACACAUGACAGACACCCAACAAACACGCAGGCCUUCAUUCAUUCAUCUCUUCCCUCUUUCUUCUCUUUGUGACCAUUCCGCUCACCGUGGUCCAUCCCGAUCUGAGUGUGGCGUAGAGCGAUGUGGGUGGGGGAUGGGCGCCGUUCUUGUGACCCACACCCACAGGCGCCCUCUCAGCGGGCGAUGGCGUGUGUGGCUCCCGGGGCGCCGCCCGUGUGAUGGAGUCGAGCCGCGACGCCGCCGCAUCCAUGGCCGUCAGAUGGCCCUGCUCCUGGGAUAGAAACGCCUGAACACCAACACACGGCAGGAAAGUGCUGGGUUGGGGUGUGUGGUUGUCUGUCACGUGUUUCCUGUCACCUUGACAUAGUUGCAGAGUUCCAUUUUCCUGCACCACUUGAGGUCUGUGGUGGGGUCCGCGGCCGUGAAGUCCUCGGCCGUCAGGUCGGUGCCCGUCGCCACACUUGCAAAGUCCUCCAGACCCUCCUCGCUGUCUACGCCGCCAACGCGACUUGACAACCCCUGGUCCUUCCUGAAGGUACGUGGUGACGGGACGGUAGGUGGUGUGUGUGUGUGGUGGGGUUGGGUUUGUCUGUUUACACGUGUAGGCACUUGUCGAUGGAUUGGAAUGCGGCCUCCUCGUCGGCGCCAUAGCUCUCGAGCACCAUCAUCGACUGCAGCAGCUCGCCCACCACCAGCAACUCGUCUACGUGACCCUUCAAAUACCCACCUGCAUUGCAGGACACACACAUGAUGCAAUCAAUGCACACAACCCAGCCCCGUCUCUCCCCCUCUGUCUGUCGACAGCUCACUCACCUUCCUCAAACCCCGCUUUGAGUAUGAUGACCGCAUCAGUGUCCAUUGGGGGCGGUGCUGGGGGCAGCAGGGAUGGCAGAAGGGCUGACGGGGCCACACCACCGCCACCACCACCCCCUGUGACGGUCCAGAAGAGCUGCAGACAGAUGAACGGCCCCCCGCACAGCCGAUACGAGUCCAGGGAGGCCCGAGGGCUCAUCGGAGGACCCAACUGACACAGCAUGAGAGAGAGGGGGUGUGAUAGCUUGACGGAUGGAUGGAUGGAUGUGUGGGUGUACCGUACCUCGAGCAUUUUGGAGCUGAGGUCGAAUCUUGCGAUGACGGAAACAGGACCCUGUGGGCAGGGAGCGAACCAGCAUACAGUAAAUAAUGUGACCGACAUGUACACAGACAAGAGGAUCAGACCAACACGUGUCUGUCGUGUCGAUCAGAUGCAGACCUGAAACGCCGGCAUAGGAGGCAGCAGGCCGUCCAGUGGCGCCGUGACGGUCUCGCCUACAAGGAAGGCACAGACGCACACAAAGGCAAUGCUCAGCUCACGACGUCGCGUCGCCUUCGUUCGUUCCUCCCUCUCUCCCUUUUAUAUACAGUACAUGCAUUGCAUACCCGCAGAUCCGAGUGAUGCAAACGCGUAAGUUUCGUCAAACAGCUGGCCCUCCUCACCCCCAGCACCACCCCUAUUGCCAAUCCCCCAAUACAGCGUCUGCCACCUGCCGCCCCCCUCCCUCGCCACAUAAAACAGCACGGGCGCGCCCACCACAUACGGCUCUCCUCCUCCUCCCCCCUGUGUGCUGCUGUCCUGGAGCAUGGCCAUCACCACCUGCUGGCUCUCGCCCAUCGACAUGGGCGUGAGGGCGUCUUCGCGGAUGGCCGUGUCGAAUUCUGAGUGGUCGGGGGUGUCCUUGUGGGCGUGGUGUGGAUGCGUGUGUUUGCUGGUGCCCCUGACGAGGGUGGCGCCCUGCGCGCGGUGGCCGCACUGGAGCACUUGGGAGUUGUGGUCGCCCUCCAGAUACAAAGGCUGCACAACAGAUCAAACAUCAAACAUCACAAACAACACACACAAGAUGCAUGAGCGAAUGAAUAAGGGAAUCGAUGUCCAUCCACCCACCCAUCCAAUUCUUGCCUGCAGGGCGUUCUGCAGGUGAUCUCCCUUGCCUUCCACCUCCUUCUCGUCCGUGCCAUCCACACGCGGCGCCCGCGACACGAGGACGAACCCGUCGGUGAAGUGCUCACACAGGGGGUGGUAGGGCGACCGAUGCUUGCUGCCGUCCCCCUUCCCGCCCAGCCGCCACACCACAUACGAACCCACUACCUGGCCGGGAGCCCCCGAUGAAGGCAGAUCUUUGUCCGGGGAGAUGCCUCGCCACGUUUGGCCAAGACAACACAGCAGAUCCUCCAUUCUCCUCCCUCUUUCCCCC
Messenger RNA from Vitrella brassicaformis, 4372 nucleotides. Lineage: Eukaryota; Vitrellaceae. The record is from the annotation of a GenBank genome assembly.